Molecule: messenger RNA, 2004 nt
Organism: Phyllostomus discolor (pale spear-nosed bat)
Lineage: Eukaryota; Metazoa; Chordata; Mammalia; Chiroptera; Phyllostomidae
Gene: ZDHHC6
Product: zinc finger DHHC-type palmitoyltransferase 6
Exons: 11
Coding region: 534-1775 (413 amino acids)
Biological process (GO): protein palmitoylation
Cellular component (GO): Golgi apparatus
Molecular function (GO): palmitoyltransferase activity; protein binding
Source: RefSeq, a predicted model, not a curated record
GUUUGUUGCGGCGAACCUCCCGGAAGUGGCUCUCACGGAGACUGCGCACCCAGCCCGCGCGGGGGAACUGCGGCUAGAGUGCUCGCUGAGAGGUAGACGAGUCGAGUCGCGUCCGCACCCAGCCUCUAGCAAACAGGAUUUGCUUUCUGCUUGCUGUGAACUGAGGUACCCAUAAUGGACUUACCCGAAAAGGACAAAAGCUGUUCCGGGUGAGCCCAGGCCGCCCCGGAAAUGCGAUGGCCGAGGAGCGGGCACCAAGGACCAGACUGAGGUGGGAGUCAAGGCAGGGGACGUCACCACGGUUUUGGUGGUCUUCACUCCACCCGAAUUGAGUUUCGGACCAAGACACUGGAUUCUCAUAGCUCAGAGAGCUCUGAGUAUGUAAUGGUGAAAGUGGUAUAGUCCGCAUUAACAUCGCACAGAAGACAUGACAGCUCAGGAACGCACGUGGACUUGUAGCGCAUGGAAAUGUGUGCACAGAAAAAGGAAGUCUAUAAUUCUUUAAAGAUAGGAAGACAUUCUUCCUUACCAAAAUGGGCUCAUCUUGCUCAGUUAUCAAGUUUGAAAACCUCCAAGAAUUAAAGAGACUAUGUCAUUGGGGUCCCAUUAUAGCCCUUGGUGUUAUAGCAAUAUGCUCUAUGAUGGCCAUGAUUGACUCUGUGUUGUGGUAUUGGCCUUUACAUACAACUGGAGGAAGCGUGAAUUUCAUCAUGUUGAUAAACUGGACUGUCAUGAUUCUUUAUAAUUACUUCAACGCUAUGUUUGUUGGUCCUGGCUUUGUCCCCCUGGGAUGGAAACCGGAGAAUUCUCAGGAUUGCAUGUACCUCCAGUAUUGUCAAGUCUGCCAGGCAUACAAGGCACCCCGGUCACAUCACUGCCGAAAGUGUAACAGGUGUGUGAUGAAGAUGGACCAUCACUGUCCGUGGAUCAACAACUGCUGCGGUUACCAAAACCACGCUUCGUUCACGCUGUUCCUGCUUCUGGCACCCUUGGGCUGCAUCCAUGCUGCCUUCAUUUUUGUUAUGACCAUGUACACACAGCUUUAUAACCGGCUUUCCUUUGGGUGGAACACGGUCAAGAUUGAUAUGAGUGCAGCCCGGAGAGACCCUCCUCCAGUUAUUCCGUUUGGAUUAGCUGCGUUUGCUGCCACCUUGUUUGCCUUGGGAUUAGCCUUAGGAACCACCAUCGCCGUCGGGAUGUUGUUUUUUAUCCAGAUGAAAAUAAUUCUCAGAAACCAAACUUCUAUUGAAUCAUGGAUUGAAGAAAAGGCUAAAGAUCGCAUUCAAUAUUACCAACUAGAUGAAGUCUUUGUUUUUCCUUAUGACAUGGGAAGUCGGUGGAAGAACUUUAAACAGGUGUUCACCUGGUCAGGGGUCCCGGAAGGAGACGGGCUGGAGUGGCCGACCAGAGAAGGCUGUCACCAGUACAGCUUAACAAUAGAACAGCUGAAACAAAAAGCAGAUAAAAGAGUGAGAAGUGUGCGGUAUAAAGUGGUAGAAGAUUACAGCGGUGCCUGCUGUCCUCUGAAUAAAGGGCUCAGAACCUUCUGCACGAGCCCCUGCACUGAAGAGCCUCGAGUGCGGCUGCGCAGAGGGGAGUUCGUUCUGGCCACCAGAGGGCUGCGGUACUGGUUGUAUGGAGACAAAAUUCUUGACGAUUCCUUUACAGAAGGUGUAUCAAGGAUGAGAGGCUGGUUCCCGAGAAACUGCGUGGAGAAGUGUCCCUGCGAUGCCGAGACAGAGCAAGCCCCAGAGGGCGAGAAGAAAAAUAGAUAGCCGCUCCCAAAACACAGUUCUCCUUUCAGUCCGCUCCGUUACUUGAAAAUUGUACACAUCACUAAAGAAUUAUGCAAUGAGGCCACUCUGGUUAAGGUGUUCUUUUCCUCAAAGGUGCCCUAGUGCCAUGAUCUAAGUAUUUUUAUGACCAUUUGGAAUGGAGAAGCCAUUCUGCAUAUGCCUUUGAAUCUCUGCCCCCCCUCACCGCCUCCCUCUCCCCGCGAAGGGA